CCUCCUCCUUUAUCAGCCUGUAGCAGCUCUGUGUCGUUGGCAGUGUGAAGGUUUUACACUGUUAGUCCUAAUUUACUUGUGAUAUAGUUGGGAUUCCUGCAUUAAAAGUAGAGUGUAGCUAUGUGGGUUGUGCUACUGUAGUCUGUAGAAUAGAAAAAGAUCUGGAUACAAAGCGGUGUCAGUACAGUAACAGUGGAAAAACAGGCUUGGAUUCUCCCAGAUCUUCUCUUCCUGGAUACUGCUGAUUUACAGCUUCCCAAAUACAGCUUCUAAUCUACUCGCCCAACUGUGAUCCAAUCAGCAUUCGGCUGACACACAGGUGAGGUGUGUCCAGUGACCUGCAGCUGGAUUUUGGACGAAGGCACAGGAGAACAUCUGUGCUCGCUGAUGGAAGCUGGAAAAUUUAAAUUCUGCACCUACAGAGAGGAUAAACUCCAGGACGCCUAACUGAGAGGACGUGUGAUGUGAGAAAAAAUUCCUGACAGAGAUGUUGUCAGCCUGUUAGAAACUCCAUCAUCCCAAAUGCUUUUGGACCAUGGAAACCUUCACCCAGGAGCCAGGGUGUUUCCUGCAACUGAAAAUGGGAUCCUUGAAGCGCACCAAGUCAAUGCAAGAUAUUUUGGAUUUUCACACAGGGCAGGUGCUGCUACCACAGAAAGGAGGUGUAGUCCAGCUGUUCACGCCAUUCCAUCGUCUCAAAUCUCAGAGACAUGUUUCUGGAAACCUGUGAAUGCUACAAAAUUUCUGGUAAUUAUGAUAAUUCUGAUAAAAGUCUCCAGUGGUCUCAGCCUCACAUGUCAGCAAGCAGAGUAUCAGAUAGGAAAUGAAUGCUGUCCGAAGUGCCCUACAGGGAGUCGCGUGAAAACUCACUGUAAUGAGUAUAGAAGUACGUCAUGUCUGCCCUGCAUGGAUGGAACCUUCACUGAUCAACCUAAUGGACUGGAGCGAUGUAUUCCCUGUACAAACUGUGACUCAGCUCUUGGUCUGAUGGUAAAGAAGCGGUGUACAGCAACAUCAGAUACAAUCUGUGCACCACUGGAGGGAUUCUACUGUGUUUCUUCUGUGGGACUCAGCUGUGACACAGCACAGAAACACAAAUGCUGUAAACCAGGACAGUACAUCAGUCAGAAGGGAACAGCCUCCACAGACACUGAGUGCUCUGACUGCAGCAGUGGAACAUUUUCUAAUGGAACAUUUUACUCCUGUCAGCAACACACACAAUGUCACUCACUCAACCUUCAGCUGAUAACAGCAGGAACAUCUGCAGCUGACGCUCAGUGUGGAGAACUCAGUUUUAAUGUGGGAGCAGCUGUUGGUGGAGCUGUGGCUUUUUUAACUGUAAUUUUUGGAGGAGGAGGAGGAUUAUUAUAUUGGAACUUACAAAAGAGAGCUCCGUCUAACAGAUCACCAACCGGAGAGAAAGGCACAGAUGUGGAGUGUUCACCGAUGGCAUCACUAGAAGGUGAUAAAAGCGCAAAUGGAGACCAUGAUGGAGAAAUCAAUCAGUGAAAAAAAAAAAAAAGUGAUCCAGCUACCUCAUAAAACACUCCAACAAACUUUGGUCAGAAAGCCUGAAGAAGUCUUAGGAGAAAACCUCAUGGGACCCUUUACCUACAGUGUCAGUGGAGACCUGCAUUUAAUAGACUUAGCAGACUGCUGUACAGGCUGGAGAGGACUGUUCUCUCUUUAUAAAGUGUCAGUAGAAACCAAAGCUAAAAACCUAACCUGAGAAAUACUCUCCUGCUGGGUUAUACCAGCUUACAUCCUCUUAGACCAGGACCAACUCUUCAUAUUCUCAGAGUCUGAAGAAUCCUGCAGAGAGUGGAAUCUCCAGCUGAAUCCUCCAUGUCAUCCUGAAACCAACCUGACUGAAAGGAAACCAAUGGACAAGAUGCAGCAGACAGGAGAGAAGAUACUGGAGCUGUUAUCAUCAGUGUGCACAUAUCAAACAUUCCCUGUUCAUGAGAGAUACAUGGGUGAUUAUUAUAGGAAAUAUCAGUGACUUCCUGCUGGAUCUGUACUCUGAUGUGAAGGACUGUGAAACUAAAACAGGCUUGAGUGUCCUUCCAUCAUUAGAGUCAGUUUUCCAGUCAGCUCCUGCAGUCUGGUCCAUAAAGCUCUCAGAGAGAAAGACCUCCAUCCUCCUGGAAGUGCUGAAACUCCAACCAGAGAAGAAACAAGUGGAGCUGAAAGUUGGCAUGAUACAUGGAAGAAAAAACAAAAGUGGAUCCACUGAUAGCUUCAUCAUUCCCUGCAGUUCAGAUCCUGCACUUCUUAUUGUGAUACCUUUACCUAAAAACACUUUUAAUAAUAAAGUUUUUUGUGCUUCUUAUUAAAACCUGGCUUGAUUACACAGACUUGAUCAGGUUUGAACCUUUCCCCUUUACCACCAGCAGCAGUGCUGCGAUUUCUGAGAAAUAUAGAAACUGUUGCAUUUGUAAAACUUUACUACUUGACAACUUUGUGACUUGUAAAUGUUAAGGCUUCAUAAAAAAUUGUGUAUCUCCUCCUGUAUUAUUGAUCGCUAUAUAUCCUCCCAGACUGAGUACGUGGCUUCCUGGAAAAAAUUGCUGAGCUUUUUUCCAAAAUGAAAACAUUUGAGUGCAUGAUAAUUUCAGGUGAUUUUAACAUUCACACUGACAGCAGCAGCAGCUCUGACAGCAGACAGUUCACUUUAUUAAAAUGUUUUAAUUUUAAGCAGCAUGUGACAGAACCCAGCCAAACAACAGGUCACAGCCUCGAUCUGAUUGUUUUACAUAUCUCACAUCAUUAUUGUAUAUUUUCAGAAAUGUUUUCUUCUUCAAACAAUUACAAACAGAUUUAUCAGUAAGAGUCAUGUCAAUGCCAGCACAGCUGACACAUUCACCUGUGAGUGUUCAGUGUUCAUUAGCCUUAUUGUCUUUAUAUGAUGAAAUGAUGGGCAACCGCUCCAAUACAACUUCUCUAAUUAUAUUGUUCCUAUUAUUUCCUAUUUAUUGUUGAUAUGUCAACAUAUUCAUGUAUGUAGAACACCAAAAGCAGCCUGGAUGUGAUUUAUGAAUAACUGAUUUCUUGUUUUGUUUCUGA
This is a messenger RNA of Neolamprologus brichardi, 3066 nucleotides long. NCBI's taxonomy places the organism in Eukaryota, Metazoa, Chordata, Actinopteri, Cichliformes, Cichlidae. The record is from RefSeq and is a predicted model, not a curated record.